Messenger RNA from Aspergillus alliaceus, 1907 nucleotides. Its product is annotated as cytochrome P450. Gene Ontology annotation, molecular function: oxidoreductase activity, acting on paired donors, with incorporation or reduction of molecular oxygen; heme binding; iron ion binding. The coding region runs from base 454 to 1752 and encodes 432 amino acids. Lineage: Eukaryota; Fungi; Ascomycota; Eurotiomycetes; Eurotiales; Aspergillaceae. The transcript is spliced from 7 exons. The record is from RefSeq and is a predicted model, not a curated record.
GGGCGAGACUAAUGAGGCUGUCUUAUAGAUAUAAUGUCUCAUGGUAACAGUCCCCCGGAGAACAGAGCUCGAAAGACACUCGCGUAGCAAAUCCCGCCACUUCAGCUACUAAUUAUGUUUUCGCAUCUCGACCUUCCGGCAGCCCCAGCGAUAUGGAGCAAUUGGCAGACAACGGGCGCCAUUGCAUUAUCUACAGUUGUCAGUUCACAUACAAAUAGCCCCAGAGACUGUCUCGCUCACUGACUGAGCGCCGUGUCUCCUAAGGUUUUGGCGUAUUGGAUCUGCAACUUUGUCUAUAAUUCUUACUUCCACCCAUUGGCCAAGUUUCCUGGUCCGUUCGUGGCUCGCGGGAGCCUGGUAUGCCGCUACAACCCGCGCUGUUGGUUGCAGCUUCAACUAACCCAUCGAGGACAGUUAUGGCGAGUUGUGCACACUUCAAGAGGCAGAGUUCACAUGAGCAUAACAGAAUUGCACAAGAAAUAUGGUCGCAUUGUCCGUAUCUCUCCGAAUGAACUUUCCUUUGACUCUGUGGAGGCCAUGAAAGCGGUCCAUGGCCAUCGACCGGCCACCAGUCCCCAGGCACUUCGAUCCGAGUUCUACCCGGUCACUAACUCCGGGUUCAGCCGACGCUGUAUAGGUAGUGAGCAAGACCCCGAAAGACACAAGGAGAUGCGGAAGAUGCUCUCCCCCGCAUUUUCUCAACGUGCCCUUCUUGAACAAGAGUCGAUUAUCAGUGGUAUUGUUGACAAAUUUGUGCGGGCGAUCGGUGAAAAGGCACCGCCGGGAUCUAAGGGUAUCAAUAUGGUCAAGUGGUUCGAGAUGACCGCCUUUGAUAUACUGGGGGACAUGGCGUUUGGAGAAUCCUUCCAUAGCGUGGAGGCCGGCAAACCACAUUACUGGGGCGACAACAUUUUGGAUCACAUUUAUUUGAUCACCGUUAUUGAUAACCUUCGACGGUUUUGGGUGCUGGCUAAAUUGGGAAGAUUGCUUAUUCCAUCCCGAUUUCUUCUGCAGAGUGUAAACUCUCGGUAUGCUAGGGCACAGGUAGAGAAAUGCCUUGAGUCCAAAUCUACCCGAAAGGAUUUUGUGACCUUAUUGGCACAGAAGGUUCGUGAUGGACAGGUAGACAAGGAAGAGAUGGCGGCACACGUGUCCACAUUUGCUGUUGCCGGGGGAGAGACCGUUGCAACCUUCAUGGCAUCGACGACAUGCUUCCUUCUCCAACAUCCUGAGAAGCUUAAACGGGUGGUCUCCGAGAUUCGUGGCGCGUUCAAGUCAUAUGAUGAGAUCAAUGCCACCCAAGCACAACGCUUGCCAUAUCUACAAGCCGUCAUCAGUGAAGGUCUUCGACUUGCACCUCCGGGCUCUCAUGGUCUCGCGAGAAUGUCUCCUGGCUUUGAGGUGCAUGACACAUAUAUUCCUCCAGGUGUCGAGCUUUACACCAGCCUGUGGACCGUAACACAUAGGGAAGAAUAUUUCAGCGAUCCCUUUAAGUUCCUGCCCGAACGCUGGCUAGAUCCCAACUCGAAAGACCUGAAGGAAGCAAGCCAGCCGUUCUUGUUCGGGCCGUGGGAUUGCCUUGGAAGAAAUUUCGCAAUUAUGGAGCUGAACUUGGUGAUGACGAAAAUGCUCUGGACAUAUGAUAUGGAACUGGUUAACACAGAACUCGACUGGUUCAGAGAUGCAAAACUGCAUGGGAUGUGGUGGAAGCCGAAAUUAAUGGUUCGGUUCCACGGACGGUCCGACCUUUGAAUCUAGCAGCAGCCCACCAUAACUAUUGUGUUUAUCUGAGCUUCCCGGUGCGGCAGGUAUACUUAUAUCUGACUACGGGAUAUACCGACGACAGUUGAUGUAUUGGCGCCAUUCUUCUCUUAUCGAUUCUCUGGAUCAGAAUGGCUUUAGUUAAC